CGCCCCGCCGCAGGCUUCUCUCGGGUCCGCAUCCAGCUGUGGGAAAACACCGGGAAUCCAGCAUGUCUGCUGACGUCUGGGUGGGAACAUGGAGACCCCACCGGCCCAGAGGGCCCAUCGCUGCUCUCUACAGCAGUCCCGGGCCCAAGUACGGGCUCCCCACAAACGUAGGUUACCCCCUUCACGACCCCUCCCGCUACCGAGCCCCUGCGUACAGCUUCGGCAUCCGCCGCCUCCAUCUGCAGGAUGAGUGCUCCCCGGGGCCCAAGUACAUGGUGCCAGCCAAGAUGACCAUGAAGGGCAAAGAUGGUAACCCUGCCUACUCCAUCUAUGGCCGUCCCAGGGAUCUGAUGCCCUUCCUGACCCCCGGGCCAGGUCGAUAUUCUCCAGAGAAGGCAGGGAAAUGGGCCUAUCGCUCCGCGCCCAUCUACUCGCUCGCCUCGCGUACGAAGGAGUUUGCGAAUGACCAGACUCCAGGGCCUGCCGCCUACGGGCUCCCCCCAAUGAUUGGGCCCAAGGUCGUCAACAAGAGCUCUGCCCCAAACUAUUCCCUCCUGGGACGCAGCUUGGUCGGCAGUUUCUAUGAGGACCUGAGCAAG
Molecule: messenger RNA, 599 nt
Organism: Terrapene triunguis (Three-toed box turtle)
Lineage: Eukaryota; Metazoa; Chordata; Testudines; Emydidae
Product: outer dense fiber protein 3-like
Exons: 5
Cellular component (GO): cytoskeleton
Source: RefSeq, a predicted model, not a curated record